This is a messenger RNA of Haliotis rufescens (red abalone), 11197 nucleotides long. RefSeq names its product death-associated protein kinase 1-like. Gene Ontology annotation, cellular component: nucleus. The record is from RefSeq and is a predicted model, not a curated record. NCBI's taxonomy places the organism in Eukaryota, Metazoa, Mollusca, Gastropoda, Lepetellida, Haliotidae. The transcript has 18 exons. Gene Ontology annotation, biological process: intracellular signal transduction; protein phosphorylation; positive regulation of apoptotic process. Gene Ontology annotation, molecular function: ATP binding; protein serine/threonine kinase activity; TIR domain binding. Bases 1597 to 5031 code for a protein of 1144 amino acids.
GAGCCUUGUAACAUGUGGUAGCAGUUGACAGUCUCUCCACGCCACCAGCCCUGACUGUACAGCUGUUUACUGGGACCCGUGUUCCGGCCAGAGGUGUGUAGCCUACUGCCCAGCUGACGUGUUGACCAGGAAGCAUAUAGUCCUACCUGGAAUCUACCCUCAUCCACGACUGGCAACACAGGAGGACUGUAUGUACCCACGGAUCAGGUGGGUAGUGUGCUCUGUGGCUAAGCAGGACGUGUGCUGUGUGCACUGGGGCCUGAUACCGGGACGGUAUAGGCAGCUGAUACCUGGUUCGUCGUCUGCUACUGGGAUACGAUUCACUGGAUACCUCCAGCCAUCUGCUCGUGUGUCGUACACUGGAUACUUCCAUUUAUGUAACAGCAGAGGUGGAUCUAAGCCAUUGAGUAAUUUGUACGCAACUGCCCAGAAUGACGAGGUAAUUCUGACUGAACAAAUGUGUUUCGGUUUAUAGAGGAGCUAAGUGUCACCUACCAUUUGUUAUAUGAUUACGAUACACAGGACAAAGUGUUGUGGUGACAGGAUUGAUCUAUACCGAUAGUGUCUCUCCUGUGUAUGCAUGUCAUGUGUUGUUACAGACGUGCAUAUAUACACUGGUCAUGAGAUGUAUGUGUAUGCUGUUUCUAUCAACUGAAGCUACCUCUAUACCAUACAGGAUGCAGUUGACGUCGAUAGGGAUGUAAAUACUAUGUUAUUUUUUAACAAUGUUCAAUGAAUAUACAGUCCACCGGUAGAGAUUGGAAGCCUGUGGUUCUUGUGCAAGGAGUGGACCUCAAAAAUAAAUACUGCUUUGAUAAGAUUACCUUGCCCUUGAGAGUUGACUUUUCACAAAUUGUUUGUGGAGAAUCAACCGUGCUGGGUUGGUUUUGAGAUUUGAAAGCAAGCGGAUCAUAUCUUAUCUAACGCUGUGACUGGAGUACUUCUGAUAUAGGUUACCUGGAUAUUUGGUACUUUUUUGUUAAAUCAGAUCAGUGAAGUGGCAGUGAUUUCUGUAAUGUGUUGAAUGUCAAUUUAAUUGACAGUCAUGUCAUGACCGGUGAUGCUAGUUAUGGUCUGGAGUUUAUGAGAGUGCUGAUGAGAAAACAGUGUCAGUGAGGUUGCCCGGGCUCCACCUUCCCCACUGUGGCCACUGUGCUGGGAUACAUUUCUCCUUGAUGGACAGAUGUGAUUGCACGGACUAUGAAAUCAACAGGAAUACCCAUUGAAAACUGGAGUAACAGUGGAUUGUACUAACGUGGUAGGGCCAGUGUAGAAAUGUGGUUUGUUCUGCAACUUACAGGAGUCACAUGUGGAUCAAGUGGUCAGUGCCAAAUUAAGGAAUUGGCAACCUAAUAGAGAUAACUUUCUGCUUGACCGUUCUGACCCUGCCAAUUGGAUGCUGAUUGGUAAAGCUAAUCACUGUCUCAAGCCACAAUUAAUCCAUACACACUGCUGGAAAGAUUGGGAUGUUUGGACAUCGUGUGAAAACUGGGAUAUCAACUCCAUUCCUUGAUGUGGGAUAACACAUACAAAUGAUAUCAUAAGGAUCUUCAUUAUCACCACAAUUUUUGAAUAUUGAGACUUUAACUGGCUUUAAUGUCUGGAAUAUUUCCCAUGCGUGAGUUCAGUAAGCAUGUAGAAGACCUGGAUGUGCUGCCACACCCCUUGUCUUACAGUAAGUUCGGGGGGAUGUACCACCGCCCGUGGUCAUCAGUGGUGGAGCUACCUGUCACUAAUGCCCACAACUUCAGCUGCAAUGUCCUGCACAGCAUCGGGGACUACUACCAGCCCAGCAGAGACUCCGGGUCCCUGACGUCCUUCUACUCGGAGGACUCGGAGGAGGUCACCAUCUCCAAUGUGUUCGAGGAAAAAGCUGAGAACUUUGUAAUGGCUGCCCUCUUUUGUGCCUCAGAAGAGGGAAAUGUGGAUGGACUUAAGGAUCUCUCAGAAACAGCCAAUAAUAUAGAUCUGAACACUGCAAAUAAGCAUGGUGAGACUGCAGUACACAUGGCAGCUAGCGGAGGCCACGUGGAUGUCAUCAAGUUCUUGCAGUCCAAGGGUGUGGAUGUGGGAGUUAGAGAUAAGCAAGGAGACAGUGCUGUGUACUGGGCGGCUCGGCAAGGCCAGCUAGACGUCAUCAAGUACCUGCAGGAAGCUAACGUCCCACUGGAUGGCAAAAACAAGUCCGGUGAGAACGCCCUUCAUGUUGCUGCGCGCUAUGGCCACGCCCAUGUGGUGGACCACCUGUGUGAAGCUGGCGUCUCCAUCAACCUCCAGGACAGUCUUGGCGAGACCCCCGCUCACAGUGCUGCUUGGCAUGGGUUUUCACAUAUUGUUCGAAGCCUAUGUUUUGCUGAUGCAGUUCUUGAUAUUCAAAACAAGGAGGGGGAGACGGCCUUGCACUGUGCGUCAGUCCGUGGCAAUCUACCAUGUGUGAAGAUCCUGCUGGAACAUGGAGCACCACUCAACCACAUGGACAAGAGAGGAAGUACGUCUCUCCACAUGGCAUGUCACAGGCAUCACACAUCCAUAGCUCUCCUCUUGCUCAACGCGGGAUGUGAGAUGGAUCUCAUGGAGAAGGAGACAGGACAGAGUGCCCUGCAUGCAGCCGCCCGAGAGGGACUUCUCUCUAUAGUGCACACCAUGUGUGAGCUGGGCUGUAAAGUGGACACAGUCAGUGUUGAUGGUUUGACACCCCUCCAUCUAGCCAGCAAGGCAGGCCAUAUAGACAUUGUCCGGUGCCUAUUGCUGGCAGGAGCUAAUGCUGAUAUCCCCAACAAGGAUGGGAUGACUGCGGAGAUCAUGGCUCUGGCCCAGGGAUUUUCUGGUAUCGGAGAUCUCCUCUCUAAAGUCCGAGGGGAACGCGGCUCCAUGUACAUCAGUCAGCUGAUUCCCCAGCCCCAGCCACUGAAUCGCAUCAAGCUCAAGUUGCUGGGCUCCACCGGCGUCGGCAAGUCCACCCUCAUCGAGACACUCAAGUACAGCUACUUCGGAAGUUUCUUUCGGCGAAGUAGACAAGGCAGCACAAGUGGCAAAAGUAAAACCAAGAAUAAGUUGUCUCGUCAGUUCAGCUUGCCUACCCCUCUGUGCUACACAGUCGGAAACCCCAUCUACACCAAGGGAGUGGAGAUACAGCAGCUGAAUAUCACAGGUAUUGGAGAGCUGAGUGUGUGGGACUACUCUGGGUAUGAGCCAUACUACAUGCUGUAUGACCACUUCCUGGGGGACACCAGCUGCAUCCACAUGGUGGUGUUCAGCCUCGUCGACUCCUACGACGAACAGCUGGCUCAGGUCAUCUUCUGGCUCAACUUCCUCAAGGCCAGGAUUCCACUGCAACUGCCCAUAGGUCACUGUGGCAAGAUGCCGAACACCCCAAAGGUUGUCCUUGUGGCCACACAUGCAGACAAGGCAGGGUGCAUGAAGAACAGCAAGGGGGAGUACAUCAGCAAGGAGGGGAGUUCACUGCUGUCCAAGGUGGCCCAGAUGUUCCAGUUUGAUGUGGACAUUGUGGACAAGCUGUUUGUUCUGGAUGCAACAGUAGCUGCCACCACUGAAGUCAAAGUCCUCAAGCAGCAGCUGAGUGAUAUGAAGAGUGAGAUUGCUGCAUGCCUGCCGAAGACAACUGGGUUCCUUGAAGCUGUCGUGACAAGCCUGCCUUCGUGGAGGAAGUCGUCCUCUUCCUUCCCUGUGUUGUCUUGGCACCAGUUCAUGGAGUACACGAGAAUGAAGGUCAACCCUUUGGCAGGGGAGGGCCACAUGAAGAUGCUGGCAGAACAACUACAGCUCAUAGGAGAGGUGAUCUACCUUGAGAGUGAGUUUGUGCAGGAUCUUGUUGUGUUCAACCCACAGUGGUUGUGUUCAGAUGUGAUCGGUCAUCUCAUCUCCCAUGACAAGAUAGUACAGACCCGCAUCACCGGCUGUUUCUCAGUUGAUGAAUUCCAGCUGAUGUACGCUGACUCAGAUGCUCUUGACCUCUUGCAAGUCCUGGAGGCCUUGGAACUGUGUACACCCUGUGAUAAUGAUGGUGAUAUUGAAUAUGAGUUUCCAUGUCUGAAUUUUGUGGAGACACUCAAUGGAUUGUGGCAGAGAGACACAAAACGCUAUGCAAACGGAGUUUAUGGAGGUGUUCGCCUCCACACAAGCUUCCAGUAUGGUGCUCAGCUUAAAUAUCUGUUCCCAAGGAUACAAGUGUAUCUCCGGCGGAACAUUGCUCAGGAUACGGACGACCCAUCCAAUGAUACGGACUUGUACCAGUGGCAUCAUGGGACCAAGUACUGCUGUGGGGACCUGGAAGGGAUGAUAGAUAUGGACCGCCAUGAACAGUACCUUGAGAUCAAGGUGAGAGGUUCUCCCGAGGCACGGUCUUCCUUGUUCUAUUUCCUGGAGGACCUGGUCAACAUUGUAGAGCAGGUCAUAGACAAUGUGUGUCCUGGGCUCUGUGUGGAGAGGUACACUCUCAGUCCAAGUCAGCUGAAAGACCACAAUAAGAUAAUCAGAAGCUACUCGCCAACAGAGAUUCUGAGGAUGCAGAUAGACAACAGACACUCCAUGGUUCUGUCUGGGGAAGUUUAUGAAGACUUUGGAGACAUUGUUUGCAUGGGAUCAGAGGAAAUCAUGGCCAGUAUAUGUUUAGGCAUGGAUCUUGACAUUUCGCAUCUAUCAAUCCACACACGUAGACUGCUAAGCUAUCUGCUUGAUCCUACUGAACAUAUGGGUCGGGAUUGGUGUCUGUUGGCUGUGACUUUAGGUCUGAGCGAUUCCCUUCCUGUGUUGGAUAAGGAGGCAAAUCAGCAGGUGAGUCAGACAGACCGGGUCCUGGAGGAGUGGUCCAAACAACACAGUGCCUCUGUCAGACUGUUGAUAUCCAAGCUGAAAGAACUGAACCGUUUGGACUGUAUUGAAGCUAUUCUGAGGACAACCACUCCGUUCCGUGUGCCCAACUAUGAAGACCAGAGUACAGAAGAGAGUGCCAGUGCCAUGCAGCACACAGCUAAUGCCUCCACUAACACACUCUCCAACUUGUCUCGGUAGCCGUGUGUUGGCUUCUCAGCAGGAGAAGAAUUUCAGAUGCUACAAACCACACAGUGGUGUAUGGUGAAAAGGGGGACAAUUAGUAAAGACGAAUUAUCUUCCCAUGCGUGAAGUCUCCACUUGCUGCUUUUCAUUGCUCAAUGGUGCAUGUUAUUUCAGUCCCAUAGAUUUAAUGGUGUAGGACUCUAGUAAUCUGGAAAGGAUUAUUCUCCAAAACAUAUUUAGUGAAGAACCUAGUGUUGUAGGAGUGACGUCAAAAGCAAGAAUUGAAAUGGUCGAUUUUGCUUUGACUGUUCAACGGGGUUCCACCCAUGAUCCACCAGCUAAGACAAUGGAUUGUUGCACAUCUAAGUAUGAAACAUGAACACCUGCAAUGGCUUAUUCUGUGAUCUUCAAACCUCAUGAAGGAGAAUUGUGCAUACUACUAUAUUAGCUGGGAAUAUUCCCCAAGAGAUUCUGUGUGCAGUGUCUAGAAUCUCAAAGUGUUAAACAUUGAUUGUUGAAGGAACAGACAAUCUGUAUUACCCAGUGCUGAACUAUGACACUGGACUAAUUGCAAUGUGCAAUGCUUUUGUCGGACUACCACCCUGCUGUGUUGUCAGUAAGACAGGCAACAGUUACAAGGACAAAAUGCAUUUCUUCUCUUGAUAUUAUUCUAACCAUCACUGUGUAAGCCUGUUACUUUGAUUACCAUGUUACCCUAACAACCACCAUAUAAGUCAGUGAUUUGAAGUGAGAUGGUGCCUAUCUUCAUCAAAACUGUUCUUCAUGCAAGCUGAUCAGGGCUUGCACAGACAUGUGUAUGAAUAACAUGCAAGAAAUGUGCAUGUGUCAAACAUGGAUAACAUUCACAUUCAGCAUUUCUCAUUUACUGUGACCACAUCAGUGCCAUCAAUGUCCUAAACCACAGCAUUAUGCCAAAACUGCUGGAGACUAGCCCAGGAAAUGAGUCAUUCAGGUUCUUUGCUAGAUGCUUAGCCAGAUAGGGCAGUGUAGGCAGAUGAACUUUGUAGGCUGUAGACAUGUCAUAUUCCUGACAACAGAAGCAUCAACAGAGGCAUCAUUGCGGCACUUGUCUGUGUAGGUCUCUGUGUUUCUGAUCUUCCUGUAAAUAUCUGACACGCGUCAUUGUAUAUAGCCUGAUAACCGACAAGCUGUACUGCUGGUACACAUACAAGCAUGCGUUGAUGUUUGUGUCCGUAUGAUGUAUGUUUAACAAACUGCCUAUAUAUGUAUUUCAUUAGAAUGUGUUAUGCACAAAUGAAAUCCUUUCUACCCAACACCAAGAGCACCAGGGCUUCUUCCAAGAUGCUGUCAGCAAAUCUCACUGCCAUAGCACCAAGGGAAUGCACCCAGCCAGAGCACUACAUGUAUUACUUUCUAUGUUGAAAACUGGUACAAUACAAUCAUGACAUCAUAAGGUAUGUUUUGAAAAAGUAGCAUUCUGUCCCACUGUCACGUGCAGUUGGGGCAUGGAGGGGUGCGGCGGCCAUCUUGGAUACAUCCCACAUUCAAUCCACAUCAGUCUGUUCUCAUAUGCAAAUAUCAACAUAUAUGACAUGUGUAUGGUCUUCUGAUAGUCCCAGCUCGGAGUUUUUCCAAGGUAUACUGCACAUACACCACCUUGUGCCUGUAAAUACUUCUAACUAUGUGAGACUAUAGACAACAAACACAGGGUAAUGAAGGGGUCUGUAUAUCAGGGUAUGAUGGUCUAUAGGCUGGGAGUCCCUAACAUGCUUCCGUUAGUCGGAUGACCCCGACAGACACUUUGAGGAAGAGUUAUACAUAUAUUUAGUAUGUAGGAUUAGUGAGAACAUCUGACCAACUCUUUUGGAGUUAAAGAUAUGGACAUGAUUGAAUGUAGAUAUAGUGUGUCUUGGCCAAGUCUGAGUAUAGUGACUGCUUUAAUAGUAUAUGCAUAGACUGACAAAAUACAACACUAUGUAAGCUACUCCUUUCUGGACUGGUGGGAAUAUUUAGACUGGAUUCAGUAGUGUAAGAGACAUAAUACUCUGCCUCAUCCAACAUGUUACCUCAGUGUGUGGUAUGUGAUGGAUUCUACUAGAGAACAUAGACAGCCUGACACCUGGCUGGUGAGCUAGGUUAAACUUAGGUAUGCAGGUUCUAGGUGAUUCACAGAAACAGUUGCCAGGGUUGUGGUGAGCAAGGACAGUACUGAGACUAUGUAUAUGAUGUGCAUCAUCAGCCCUGUGUGAUGCACACAGUGAUUGAGGAUGGAAUGUUUGAUCGGCGAAACAGGCACAUGUGUGUAGCAGUUGUGUGUUUACACAUAUUUUUCUUAUACCGAAGUCAAAAGGGGGUGAUGAAAGUAUUUGGCGCUUGUUACUCGUCUGACAAUCAGGACCAGUAGUGUAUGGUAGGGAGCCACUGGUACUCAUGAAUACUACCAUCUCCUGUUGUACACUGACAGUGUAGUCUUUUUGUAGACUCAGUAUUCAGUAAUGAAUCAGCCUUCCAUCCUUUCAAGUGGUAAAAAGUCCCUUAACUUGUAGAAAAUGAGACUUUCAGAUACAUUUAUGUUUGCCAACAAGAUUGCAGUUUAAUUAUCUGCUCGUAUCUACCGCCAAGACCAUUACCUGUAUAUAUGCAGUGUUUAAAAUACCAGCCUGCCCGACAGCCAGUCUAUUUUGCUGACAGAUGGUCACUUUUGAAAAGUUGCUCUCCUGGUUGUUAGGCUAUGAUUGUAUUCCCUAUAUUACCUAAGCAUUCUAAGCAUUCUUCUGGUAACUUUGCAAAGUUGCCUGUAAAGUUGUUUGACCGAAAUUUUAGGGAAUUUUAUACACUGGAAUAUGCAUUUCUUCAUAACACACAAUACCUGCUCUCUGCUCAAUAUGACGUAACGACCAGUGAACAUCAUAGUUCAUCUUCUUUCCACUUCAAUCUUUCCUUCCAUAUUUACAUUACUUCUUGGGGAUUUUGAAAUGGGUGUUGGCAUCAAUGCACCAUGCCCUUGCUCAUUGGAACUUGUAAGUCUGCAUUUGUACCCAAAUUAUUUGGGGCGUUGAGAUAGACAAUUCAUUAGUUCAUCAAACCCGGGGUCAAUUCCCCACAUGGGUACAAUGUGUGAAGCCCAUUUCUGGUGUCCCCCACCGUGAUAUUGCUGGAAUAUUGCUAAAAGCGGCAUAAAACCAUAAUCACUGACUCACUCACCCCAACAUAUUUAUGAUCCAGACAACAGUAUUCUGAUGCUAUGAAGAAGGCUUACCAUCAUACAAUGGUCCUAGGUGUCCUUGUCUUUUGACAACCUGUGUCCUCGCAGGUACGUGUGAAAAACUUAUACCUGGACUGUUCUGAAAUAUCUGAUGCAUGAGUUACUAACAUUUCCUUGUAUUAUCCACAGCGUUCACUCACACUGUGGAUAACAGUUGAUACAUCAUGCAUUCCAGUGAACUUAUCCUGUCAUUCAUGAUAGGGCUACAUUUCUGCAGUAUACAAAUGGCAAGACAGAAAUGUUAUUUUCCUUGUAAGAAAUGGCAUGUUUACCUGAAUGUUCCUGAUAUUGACCUAGAACUGUAGGUGUUGCGUUUGUUAAUGUGUUAAAUCUCACAGGCAUGGUGAUUGUGGAUCCAAAUAUGUAGUUCCCAGUCUGUCAUUUCUCAGCCAAUUACCUAUCAAUCAGAACUGUGUUUCAUGAUCAGUCUGGUGUGUAUGAGAAAACAGGGUCGGCUGAAAUACCUACUUGUAUCAGUAGCAGGUUGGUUCUUUAUCUUGUGAGUUCAUAUCAAACUAAACAUUUGUUUACACCCAGCUGUGAUGCUUCAUCUCCUGGUGUGUGCCAAUUCACUCAUUCUCACAAUCUGAUUCUUCCUGUAGUUACUGGCCUACCAAUGAAAACUGACAGACUGCAACAGAAAACUGUCAUAUGCCUACAAUACAUAAGGAAUCGGCAACAUAAAACAAUGAGAACUAAGAAACAGAAUCAUAAAUUUGAAAGCAUACUGCCGAAAACACAGAAACCGCAGCACUAAAACACACAGACUGCAGCCUUCCAAACUCGGCAUGCACAGAACAAAAAGGAAGUUGAAAGUCAUAUCAUGAGGAUCAACAAAUAGCGAGUAAAUGUGUACAUCUUACAACGCCAAUCUAGAAUAUUCGAGAGGUGUAUCAUUGUAUUACUGCUGUAAGAUGUAAAUGUACUGGCUAUUUGUUGAUCCUCAUGACAUGACUGUAUUAUGUUGCCAAUUCCUUGGGUAUUGUAGGCAUAGGACAGUUUUCUGUUGCAGUCUAAAUUCAUUGGAAGGCCUGAGUUAGGUGUCUUCUAAUCUGUGUACUGCUCAUCCAUGUUUUUCCAAUGAAUGUAACCCAUGGACCACUUGUACCAUUUUAUUUAAACCUCCCUCUUGGACCAAAUUGAUGGAUUUAUUCCACUUUUGAUAUUAUUUACUGGCCUUUAUUCCUAUCCUCCUCAAUGCCUCAUUAAAACCAAAGUUUGUUUGGCAUUUGACAGUGUUGCACUGGAAGUGUUGUAAUUUGUUGUUGUUACUUACCAUCUUGUAUUGAAGGUGUGUUAAAUGCUUGAAUUCCUAAUGUAUGGAUGUUAUCUGUAUAUCUGUCUGUGCUAACAACUGACACAUUAAAUUGAUGUAUUUGUUCAAGAUUGUAAUGACUUUUGGAAACAUUUCUGAUGCAUGAUGUACUUGCUAUUAAUUUUAACAGUGUUAAAAGUUUAACUGACAGUGACACAAUUGUAACCAACUGAUUCACAAAAACCUUAACUUUCUUUCUUUAGUUGUCCAACCUCUGGUCAAUGUUGUAAAUGGUAUGACAAGUAGAUGUUUAUUUUUCAACAUACUCUAAGUUUAUUUGAGAGUAUCUAAUGACCUGGCAAUGUAACAAUGUCAUGUUUUUAAGUCUAAUAUUCAAUGAAAAUGUAAAAACGUCUCUUUUUUUCCACCAAUUCCUAAUUGUGAAAAUCAUUUCUUGGAACAACUUGUUUCUGUACUGGGUGUACUGGGUGUGUUAAGAGUGUGAUAGAAGUAGGUGAGGCACGAUGUGUCGGUGUGUCACCCUGUGAUCUGCGUAGGCUAGAAUCAGUUGCUCAGUCUGUACGUGUUAUCUGCGUCUUCCAUUGAGACACAUCCAAUGUGUCAGGAGUGUUCUACCAUUGCUUUAUCCCAGUGAUUUAGUACAUGAUGUAGCAGGUAUAAAAGCAACCAUGAUCAAUUAACAAACACUGAAUAUUCUUUUGGAGGAAAUGUCCUAUACUUUAUGAAAUGACCUAUAAAUUUGUGGAUUAUUUGUAAAUAUAUGUUCAAAGAAGUUAAAUCAUGUUCAGUGAAGUCAUGAAUCAAAAGACUUGUGAUUUAUGGUUGUUUACAGUUAAUGGAUGAUGUGAAUGCUUAAAGUGUUUUUUCUAUCUACUGACAGAAAGUUGCCUACCUAUGACCAGUAUGUCUGUGUACAUGAUCUUUGACAUUGUUCCCCACGCUCUGUUCCUGUUGCAUUGUUAUUGUGAUAGUUUAUAUGGAAGCUAGGCAAAAGGCUGUAGAACAAAUGCUUCAAGCUGGCCCAUAUUAUUUGCAAAUCUGAAAACACAAAACUAAGUUUUCCUGUCACCUUAAGACUGUUUUUUCGACAAUUACUAAAUUCCUUCAUUGGCACUUUGGAGAAAAUGAUGUUGCGUGUGGCAUCCUGUUAAAUCCAAAUUACAUCCAGACUAAUGGACCAUCAUAUUGUGUUUGUUCUGCAUCACUUGAGCUUGGCAUGUUUGUAUCUGUUGAAGAUGGGCAUAGAGUGGAGCACAGUGGAUUAUGUGUUCAAGCAAAUACUUGUAUAUGUUACUAUGGACAUCUUGCCUCUAUGAAACCAUCCUCAACAAUACCACACACUGACACUAAUGAAAAGAAGUGCUUGCUGGUACACAUCAGUGAUCCUCCCCGGCGGCUGGGAUGUAUGUUGUCUUGUGUGUGGUGAAACUGCUGAUCACUGUUCAGGCAGAUGUCCACAAUAACUAAAUGAUCACUGAAGCUUCCACAAGCCUGCCUUAUGUAUAACAGCUUUGUAAGUCAAAUGCAACUCAAUAUUUUUGCUGCACUGCAUUGUACAUUUAUUUUGGGCUAUCGAUUUGUACAGCAUAAACCUGUAUGCAUAUUUAAUUGUAUAUAUUUAUUUAUUUUUAAGAAUAAAACCAACCUUUUACAAGUAA